GAGCUUCACAUCCCAGGAUGGCGCUAUCAGAUGCUGAGAAGGCGGCUUUGGAGCCCUUGUUUGUGAAGAUUGACGCUGACGCUGAGAAGAUUGGAUGUGAAGCCAUGGAGAGUCUCUUCCAGCACCAUCCAGACACCAAGUCCCACUUCACUCACAUGGACGUGACCCCCGGCAGUCAGGAUCUGAAGACACAUGGAGGGAAGAUCAUCCACGCCAUUAAUGAUGCCCUCAACCACUAUGGAAAUCUGCAGGAGAACUUGGCCACACUGUGGGAGAUGCACACCAACAAGCUGAAGCUCAGUGUGGACACCAUCAAGCUGCUGUGUGGUUGUCUCCUGGAGGUCAUCGUCAAACAUUUCCCAGAUGUGGACAAGUCGGCCUGUGACAAGUUCCUCAAUGAGGUUGCCGUUGCCCUGAUCUCCAGCUGACCGGGAGGAUUCUUCCUCAGAUCU
Bufo bufo (common toad) is the source of this 452-nucleotide messenger RNA. Its product is annotated as hemoglobin heart muscle subunit alpha-type-like. Lineage: Eukaryota; Metazoa; Chordata; Amphibia; Anura; Bufonidae. The transcript is spliced from 3 exons. Gene Ontology annotation, molecular function: peroxidase activity; heme binding; haptoglobin binding. The record is from RefSeq and is a predicted model, not a curated record. Gene Ontology annotation, biological process: oxygen transport; hydrogen peroxide catabolic process. Gene Ontology annotation, cellular component: hemoglobin complex; haptoglobin-hemoglobin complex; blood microparticle. The coding region runs from base 18 to 428 and encodes 136 amino acids.